Acanthoscelides obtectus is the source of this 1992-nucleotide messenger RNA. NCBI's taxonomy places the organism in Eukaryota, Metazoa, Arthropoda, Insecta, Coleoptera, Chrysomelidae. The record is from the annotation of a GenBank genome assembly.
GUUAAAAUUUGGCAUUUUCCACUUUGACAACUUUCUUAUCCUGUCCUGUCAAGUAUUGUCAGUUUUGAAAAAGUUGCUGACUGUUUGUGGUGUUUGUCGGAAAUUUCUUUUACGAAAAUUGAUCUAAAUGUCUGACCAAGACGAUAAAGUUACGCAGUUCACUGCUAUUACCGGUGUAAGCGAGGAUAGGGCUAAAUUCUAUUUAGAAUCGGCAGCUUGGCAAGUUGAGGUAGCCUUAGCUCGAUAUUACGAGAAUGAUGGCGAUGUUGAAGCAGCAGGCGAAUCUCAAAGCACGCCUCGCGAGCAAGAUCGCUCGCCAGUUUCACAAAAUAGGCCAAAACCUAAGCCUAGGUCUUCAAAUAUUGCAACAAUGAACACUUUAACAACCUCCAGUGAUGAAGAGGAAGAGGGACAGGCGUAUUAUGCAGGAGGCUCAGAAAAUAGCGGUCAGCAGGUCCUUGGACCGCCCAAGAAACGUGAUAUUGUAGCUGACAUGUUCCAAUCAGUUCAUGACCAUGGUGUUGAGGUAUUAGACCCUGCAACCUCAUCCCGCUCAAGCAAUAGAACAUUUCCAGGCACCGGCUAUAAAUUGGGCCAGGAUGAGAACGAUACCGAAAUCAUACCAGGAGCUGCUGAGCCACAGAGGCCAGCAAUUGUACAUUUGAGGUUAUGGAGAGACGGAUUCAGCAUCAAUGAUGGUGACUUGAGACCGUACACAGAUCCCAAUAAUGCCCAGUUCUUGGACAGUAUCAAAAGGGGGGAGAUACCUCAGGAGCUGAGACAAGGAAAUGCUGAGGUUCAUCUAGCGAUGGAAGAUCGCAGAAUGGAGGCUUACAAACCUCAGCAAAAGAAGAGGAGUACUAAGGCUUUUCAGGGCCAGGGAUACACCUUGGGUAGCCCAGCACCUGCGGUGGUUGGAGCAAGUAAGGAAGAGGAUAAGCCAGUAAAUGAAGCUAAAGCUAAGGAAGUUCUGAAGUUAGAUACAACUAAACCAACUACUAGUCUACAGAUUCGGUUAGCAGACGGUUCAAGACUAGUUGGCCAGUUCAAUCAUGAUCAUACCAUUGGAGAAGUGAGGUCUUUCAUCCAAAAUGCGAGGCCCCAAUACCAGGCACAAACCUUCAACCUGUUAACUACUUAUCCUUCUAAGGUUUUGGAUGAUGCAGAGACAAUCAAAACAGCAGGUCUGUUGAACGCAGCAAUCAUGCAGAAGCUUAUUUAACGUAUUUGAAGGUGAAGAGAAAAUAGGAAAAGGUACUUCUAGAAAACUCUAUGAUCCGACUGACAUUAGGCAUUAUAAAUCGUAACCAAAUGUCCUUAUCGUUUUUGUUCUUAAUUGAAAAUAAUCAUAAGUUGUAUCAGUUCUACAGAAAUCUGAUAUAAUAAGAAUCAUAAAUAAAGUUUUGGAAACUGACUGUGACUAAGACUUCCUAUGCUUUUUUUUGUAGCUGAGAGGCCAAUUAAAAAAUAAUUCACAGCAUUAUCUCAUAGACAUGUUAUCAACAAAUAGAUUAGCUAAUUUAGAUUCCACAUGCAUAUUUUUCUUAGAUGGUCACUUUUCACUUAUGGUGAGCAUGUUUCUCGUUUUGUUAUGGACUGGUAUAUGUAAUUUGAAGAUUUCUGUAGAAAGCAUGUACUAUUUUUUAGAAUGCUUAUUUGAUUUUUCCAUACUGAAAAAAAAAUCCUUGAGUAUAAAAAAAAGGAUAUAAAAAUAAUCAACAAAAUUGUCCGUUUGUAAUUUUUUUUAAUAUAGAAAUUCCUCAAAUAAUAGUUUUUUUAUCCUGUGCCAAAAAAAUCUGGUAAGCGCUUGAUGCUGGUAUUGGUAAAUUAGACGAAAGAAUCUGUAACAUUUACACUUUAUCAGGUUUUACAUUGAUUUGUAGCGUUUGUUGUCUAUGUUUCCGUAAUUCUUCCUCAUCGCUAAACAGCUCUGCUAAGUCGUCCUUUGGUUCCGGCGGCAAAAUUUUCUUAAAUGGUGCAGAAGAAUGUUUC